ACAGCGUCAUUGUCAUAUCUUGAAAAUUAGUACGGCAGUGCAGUGAACCCCGACGGUAAUUUGCCGAUUUUCCGUGAAAAUAUUACAGAAAAAGUCAAUGGUGAAGGCGUCACGGAUGCUGUCUGAGAAGUGCGUGCGAGUGUUGGGUGGAGGACUAGGAGAGAUGUCUGCUCUGAGUGUGCGGGCGCCGGCGACCACGGUGCUGGACACCCGGUCGCUGCGCGUGCGCGGCGUCACUGCUCUCGACGGCGUCAGGAGAAACCUCUUCGGAUGUACUGACAGAGAAGAAAACAGGCGAUUCGUGGAGAGAGAGUUGGCGAGGCAACUGGAGCUCGACAGCCAACGAUGGGGCUUCGAUUUCGCGAAUGAGAAGCCCUUGCCUGGAGCGCAGAGGUUCGCCUGGCAGUUGGUACCAGCGUCGACAGUGCCUGCAGCGUUAAGACGAUCACCCAUCACGAUAACCACCCCGAAGCCCAUAACGCCUACUCAAGACAACAAAAUAUCCAGUCCAGAGACUAAUAAGACGCAGAAGAGAAUAACAGAUUUCCUGAAGCCCCGCAAGCGGUUAUCAACGUCUGGCAAGAAGUCGCCGGCGCACCACAAGCACGAGUGCGGGCACGGCGGUGCGCACAUCCGCCCGCCGAAGGUGGCGCGCCUCGCACAGACACACUGCAAGCGCAACAGCUAGACCGCGCCGCGCACACGCAACACCACACACCACCCUGCUCAGAAAGAACUAUACAUUGUCCAGAAAUACACUUCCUGGCAGCUACGACAAAUCUAAACCAACAUCGAUCAUGUUUGAGACACCACUCGUCAUGUCAACAAUCGUUCACUUUGAGAGGGUCUAAGGCAAUUGUGCAAAUUUAAUUUUUAUUUCUUAAUUUAUUUUGAAUGUCGAUAACGCAUGCGUUAUGGAGAACAAUAUAAUAAUGUUAAGUAAUUUGUAAGAUAGUGUCCAGACAUUAUAUUAGCGUAACAUAUUGAGUAAUAUAUUCUCUGCUGUCCGAGUCACCUACAUCACAAAUUUUGCUCAACGCUCCACGUUAGAAAGCAGUUUUUGAAUAUUCAAUUAUACAUUCUCCUCUGGCAAUAUUUAUAAUGUGACAAUUAAUUAUAAGUUUAUUAUGAUCUCUUUGACAAGUAAAUUAAGUUAUAUUAGAUGUAGCGCUAGUUGGUAGUUCGGUUCUGUUAGAGUACGGUAUCGUCAGAUUAGUAUAGCACAGUCACAAGUCCACGACACGUCAGUCUCCUCGAAAAUGUUAAGGCGCUACAUUGGAAAUUAAAUUUCCUUCAGACGGCGUCGGAACAUUUUCGACGAUUUCAGAAUAUCACGUAUAAGGAAUGAUUUGUGUUUUUGCUCCGCCGUUUGCGGGAAAGAUGCAAGAUCAUUCCUUGUGCAACAAUCACACGCUAUUUGCACCUUUACCCUUGCAGAAAUACGCCUGAACACGCGUCACGACCGGCGGCCACGUCUGGUGUCGUGACUCAUGUCUCGGGGGCAGGCAGGCAAGCACAGCCAGAUAGUUUAAGCUAAAUACAAAUACUCAAUGACCACAUUUUUGUUACCUCACUAGUAACAGAAUAAUUUGCCAAUUUAUUUGAUAAUACACACGAGUACAACGUUUGAUAAAUGUUUGAGUAUUUGUGUUUGAAAAGUUCGUACUAUUUCAAAUUAGUAUAUUUGUUUUGUUGUUGUAUUUUAAUGGAUUAUAUCUUUAUGAUUAUAUUGACGAUUGUUUUCUUUAAAUAUUGGAUUUCUAAAACAUUUAGUUGUAGUUGUUUCAAUGCAAAUGAUUUGCGGCGAAGUUAAUGUAACAGUGGUGACAUAUCAUGUGACGGUAAUUAGUUGAUCCCAACUGUGGCCCUUUAUUAAAGUACAAAUUAAAUUCUCGUCGGUUUAGGUCGAAGGGCCCCAGUCCCCAAUUUGAAACAAAAAGACAGACAGCAAUCAUUUUCAUUGCAUUCAUAUUUUAUGUUUAGUUGUCUAACAUUAUUUGGUAGGAUGUUUUACAUUGAGACUCGUGUUUGAGGUACACAUUGUGUAUUUAAUUUACGUUUGUACAACGUUGGUUGUACUCAUAUAUGUUGGUACAAGCCAAAGUUUGUUCGUAUCUCUUGACUUCAAUGAAAUUUAUAAUGAACUUGUUUGAAAACUUGACAGAAAAUUAAGAGAACCAUAUUUAUAAGCCGCCUAUGAAGGCGCUCUUUUAUAGAAACUACGCGCGUAGUCGUUCGUAUACUUUAUGACUUGUUUAUAGAAUUUUUGACGUUGUCUUUGAUUUAUAUGAAUUGUGUAUUGUGUGGUGUCUCUGACAGACGCAUCGAGACGAGUAAUAUCUCCAAUUCUCCCGCGGAAAUCUUUGUGCAUUCAGUUUGAUUUACACAUACAAUAGUUGCCUAAAAAUAUUAUUUUCAGACAACUAUUUUAUAUAAGUUUUCUGUUGUACGGAUCAUCGAUGUCUUUCUCCGAAACACCACACUGGAAAUAUUUGAUAUAAUUUGUUAUUAUGUAAUUGAGAUGUAAUGUGCCAAAAAGCUCACAUACAAGCUCUAGCAGUCGACGCAAUGUUCGCGACGCGAUCCAAAUUGUAUAAUGUUCAUUUUAAACGCGCCUGAGCACAUUUCGAACUUGUAAUUUUAAUUUAAUUUCUCUUAACACCUGUGAUGUAUUAAAUAUGAUCUCAGAACAUAAUUUUACUAUAUGCCAUUGUCAUAUUUAAUAUUUGUUUAAAAUAGUGUUAGUUACAACAAGGAUGUUGGUCCGUUACGUAACUACAGUAAAACCGUAUCCCUGGCGAGCCUGCGAGACAAAUGGAUGAGAAAUAAUUUAAUACAUCAAAUGUUUAUUAUUUAAUGUGAAUAAGUGUGCAUAGAUAGAGUGUCUUUCUGUAGGAUUGUAAAUUUCGACUGAUAAGGAGUUGGUUGGUCCUGGCAUGUCCCGGCGACUACAGAAAGUGCCGGCGCCGCACUGUACAUACUGCACCCGUGUACCUAUACACCUGCGCCGGCGCACACGGCGAUGUCUUUGUAAGGGAUACACAAAAAUAUAUUUAAUAUAUAUUCGUAUGUUUAAUUAUCAUAUUCAUUGAGGCUGCAGAGGCAAUAUAAGAUUUUAGACCGUGCCAAUUAACGCUUCGUUCCAUACGAGUGUUUGUAAUGCAUUGUAAUAGUAGAUUAUAUAUUGAGCACACGCCUUCGACGUAACAUGCAGGAGUCCGUGUAAACUGGGCACCAAUGUUCAUUAUUUUUGCCCAAUUUACACAAGACGUCCUGAACUAAGCAACAAGUCGCGCUGCGGUGCAUUUGUGGCGUGACUGUUGCCACCCUGCUUUAUAAAUGUUGUGUAAAUAUUCGGCCAACACUGUCUAUUUCAUGUUCUAUAGUGUAUGAGUUCCAUAUUAUAUUGUCUAAUGUAUAAAACUUAAAUUUAGAUAAAAGCUUACUUCGUACAGUA
This is a messenger RNA of Pectinophora gossypiella (pink bollworm), 3457 nucleotides long. RefSeq lists its product as uncharacterized. The record is from RefSeq and is a predicted model, not a curated record. NCBI's taxonomy places the organism in Eukaryota, Metazoa, Arthropoda, Insecta, Lepidoptera, Gelechiidae. Gene Ontology annotation, cellular component: nucleus. The coding region runs from base 98 to 688 and encodes 196 amino acids. Gene Ontology annotation, molecular function: cyclin-dependent protein serine/threonine kinase inhibitor activity. The transcript has 3 exons. Gene Ontology annotation, biological process: regulation of cell cycle.